This is a messenger RNA of Stereum hirsutum FP-91666 SS1, 1350 nucleotides long. Its product is annotated as protein serine/threonine phosphatase 2C. The record is from RefSeq and is a predicted model, not a curated record. The transcript is spliced from 4 exons. Gene Ontology annotation, biological process: protein dephosphorylation. Lineage: Eukaryota; Fungi; Basidiomycota; Agaricomycetes; Russulales; Stereaceae. The coding region runs from base 26 to 1285 and encodes 419 amino acids. Gene Ontology annotation, molecular function: protein serine/threonine phosphatase activity.
CGCCUUCCCAACCGGCCAAACUGAUAUGGGCGAAGGCGAAGGCCGCGGUCCCUGGACGUAUCACAUCCUCCCCGAGGACCUUCUGAAGGCUGAACUCGACCGUCAUGCCUUCGCGAAGAAGACCUGCACGGUCGACUCUGUGUCCAUGCAGCCUUGCGCUGCCCCAGGAGAGACCAGUCAGGAUAGGCAUGUUGUCCACGAGUGGGCGUUGCAGGGAGGAAAAUGGCGGUGGGCCGCUAUUUUCGAUGGACAUGCCGGACACCAACUAGCCGAUCAUACUGUUGAAGCCCUCCCUGCCUUGGUUCGUUCCGCCCUAUCGACUGCUCUCGAGGACACUUCUCUCCUUGAACCGGCCAACGGCGAGACUUUUGUGGCGACAAUCUCUGCAGUCCUUUCCUCCACCAUCACAGCCUACGGAAGGUCAAUCGCUGACGAGGUCGUAGCGCUUUUUCCCGGCGGGGUCGAGGAGAUCUCGAAGAUGUCCGACGAAGAGAUCUCGGCUAGGAUCAACACAGAGGAGAACUUGCGGAAGGUUGUGCACGGUAUGAAGGGUACAACGGCGUUGAUUUCGCUUGUAGACCCGGGACGCCACAAUUUGUGGGUGGCGAGUCUCGGCGACUGCCAAGCUGUGCUCGGCACGAAGGGUGACCAAGGUUGGGACAUUCGCGUCCUGAGUUCGACCCACAACGGCGCGAUUCCCGCGGAGCAAGCUCGUAUCAUGAGCGAGCACCCCAACGAGCCCGAAGCCAUGCUGAACAACAGGGUUCUGGGGGGUAUCGCUGUCACCAGAGCUCUCGGAGACCUCGAAUUCUUACUUCCACGCAUCUACACCGAUCGUGUCUUCGCCCUGUGCAAGAUCCCUUUCAAAGUCCACAGCAAGCUUUCCGUGAUAAUGGAGAGGAACUUUACCCCUCCCUACCUGAGCUACAUCCCUGAUAUCCAGCACGUCCGCCUCACUCCCUCCGCUACCAACACCUCGGACACAAAGACGGCUGGCGAGAAGUUCUUGAUCAUGUGUUCUGACGGUCUGACGGAUCUAUACUUCGUGCCCGGUGAAUCGGAAAAUAAGCUGGAGAGUUCGGCAGAACGGUGGAUGGAAGUCGUGAGCGCUGCCAGCGCGACUCGUGGUAGUAGCGCUGAGGGCGGUGAUGAGCUGAAUUUGGCGCUGGCACUGUUGAAGGAUGCGAUUGGCGGUAAUGACCUGGAUAAGGUGUCGAGGUAUUUGACGGUGGAAAUGGACCAUAGGUGGAUGGACGACACGACGAUUGUAGUUCAGAGGUUGUAGCGUGGGCGCCGCAUGCAUCUGAAUUUAUACGCAAUUGUACGGGGUUUGUUACUGAACAGAGCGGC